CCGCAAAACUGCCAACAAAUAAAAGGCCACUGAUGCCCAUCCUUUCUUGAUCUCUUUUUCCAACCCUCAGCAGCACAGGAAGCAUACGUGGGAAGGUAAUUUUACCUGCCGCAUCGCCCGGCUUCUAUUUGCAGCUGGCAAUCCCAAGAUCCGAGACCUGGUUUCUGCUUCUACCCACACUCGCCUUCCUCUCCUCAACCUUUCUGCAGAGUGCAGAAGAUCAUGCCGCAUGUAGGAACGUUCGGCUGGACUGCACCACUGAUAGGCCGCAUCUUAGCCGCAAUACCAGUACUCGCCAGGCAGACUCUGUACGAUGGUGCAAUGAUCUCUAGAUGAACGCCCGAGCUUUCGGAGUACUUUUCAGAAGCAAGGCUGCUUGAUCAAUCAAAAGGAUCGAGAUGAUUGGCGAAACUUCGAUGUCGUGAUUCCAGUCAUGUUUUCAUUAGCUCAACUUAAUGCACGCAACAUCCUCUAAUGAGCCAGCAAAGGAAGAUUUUGAAACCCAAAUCCAACCACGUACCCUAAAACGCCUUCCAUCCCACCAUCCCACCAUCCCACAUCAAACGUUUCUCCCAAAUCUCAACGCAACCUCAUAUCCAAACUGCGGCCUCGGACGAGGAAGAAAUUCAAUUUCCCCCGAAUCAACUGUUGGAGUUUGAUGCGCACCGCACACGCCGCUGUCUCCCUUCUCGAGUGAGUUUCCACAUUGC
This is a messenger RNA of Hyaloscypha bicolor E, 710 nucleotides long. RefSeq lists its product as uncharacterized. The transcript is spliced from 2 exons. The record is from RefSeq and is a predicted model, not a curated record. Lineage: Eukaryota; Fungi; Ascomycota; Leotiomycetes; Helotiales; Hyaloscyphaceae. Bases 456 to 659 code for a protein of 67 amino acids.